CCGGCGCCGCUUUUAAAGGGACAGUGCAUCGCUAAGUACCGCCCAACGUGGGGCGGUUCCGCCACCAUGAACUACAUGCCGGGUACUGCAAGCCUCAUCCAGGACAUUGACAAGAAACACCUGGUUCUGCUGCGGGACGGCCGGACGCUGAUCGGAUUCCUACGCAGCAUCGAUCAGUUCGCCAACCUGGUGCUGCAUCAGACAGUGGAGCGAAUUCACGUGGGCAAGAAAUAUGGGGACAUCCCUCGAGGGAUCUUCGUUGUGAGAGGGGAGAACGUGGUGCUGCUGGGGGAGAUUGACCUGGAGAAGGAGAGCGACACGUUGCUGCAGCAGGUUUCCAUCGAGGAGAUCCUGGAGGAGCAAAGGUUGGAGCUGCAAGCCAAGCAGGAGUCGGAGAAGCUGAAGGUGCAGGCGUUGAAGGAGAGAGGCCUGGCGGUGCCCAGGGCUGACACGUUGGAUGAGUACUGAUGGGAUGGCAAUGCUGAGUGGUGCAGGCACUGAAAUCAUGGCUUCUGUUCCCCCUUGAGGGGAAAAAAGGAGUGAUGGCAAUGGGGAACCCUCGGAGGUAACUGGAUGCUCCGGGGGGUGCAGCAAUUUCUGUUCAGAGAUGAAGGUCUCUGUUCCUUUUUGGUUUGUUUCUUUUGGCUCCUCGCCUGGAGCUGAGUGAGAGCUUCCCUUCACCUGUAAAUAAACCCCUGAUCUCAACAGCAACA
Messenger RNA from Coturnix japonica (Japanese quail), 713 nucleotides. It is a transcript of the gene LSM1, whose product is annotated as LSM1 homolog, mRNA degradation associated. The record is from RefSeq and is a predicted model, not a curated record. NCBI's taxonomy places the organism in Eukaryota, Metazoa, Chordata, Aves, Galliformes, Phasianidae. Gene Ontology annotation, molecular function: mRNA binding. Gene Ontology annotation, biological process: deadenylation-dependent decapping of nuclear-transcribed mRNA. Gene Ontology annotation, cellular component: P-body; Lsm1-7-Pat1 complex.